This is a messenger RNA of Rhizopus microsporus ATCC 52813, 477 nucleotides long. RefSeq lists its product as uncharacterized. The record is from RefSeq and is a predicted model, not a curated record. NCBI's taxonomy places the organism in Eukaryota, Fungi, Mucoromycota, Mucoromycetes, Mucorales, Rhizopodaceae. The transcript has 5 exons. Bases 1 to 477 code for a protein of 158 amino acids.
AUGAAUGCAAGAAGUAAAGAGGCGCUUGAGAAUGUACUUUGGGGUUCUGGAAUUUCAGGCACUGUUGGCGCAACCAGUGGAGCUACUAUAGCUGUCCUAAAGAAUGCCCCUGUCAAACAAUAUGCUAUUUCUACUGGAAUGAGCUGUGGUGUGUUUGCUACUACUUUUUUUUUGGUUAGAGAAACAUUUAUUACCUAUCAACGACAAAAGAAUGCACAGUUUGGACUGAAAGAUUCACAGACAAAAGAUGUAGAUGCAUUGAUUAGCAGUACAAUGGCAGGUGCAACCACAGGUGGUUUAUUAUCUGCAGUCUUUCGUGGACCAAAGACAGCACCUUCUGGUGCAAUCAUGUUUGGAGCGAUCUGCUCAGGUCUUCAGAUGAUAUACACAGCAGGCAAUAACUGGCGACAGGAAAUGAUUAUUAAACAACAAAAUAAUCCAGAAGAGACUCAUAUAUCGACAACAAGAAUACAAUGA